GUUUUGUAUCUCCUCCUCUGAAGGCUCUGCUGCUUCUCUCUGACAGCUGCCAAAACACCGCUGUGUCACUGAAAUGGGGGUGUCAUGUUGGCGGCUUCCUUGCAUCCGUGCACUGAUUGCAUGAUCCAGGGAUGUCUCGUCCUGCUCCGUCCCCCAUCUACACCCUGAGGGGGGCUGAUGGGCCCCUCAACACCCUCCACUUUAGCUGCCAUGGCGAAGACACUCCCCUCCUAUUUUCUGGGUCAGGGAAAGGAGUCAUCCAUAUGUGGAACCUGAACACCAGGAGAGCUGAGAAGAUUGUUGAGGGUCAUUCUGGUAGCUCUGUCAUCUGGGUCAACACACUGCAGGGGAGCAAAACCCUCAUCAGUCAGGGAAGGGACAUGCAGGUGCGUCUGUGGGACCUGAGUGAAGGUCGUAGUGAGGUGAUGGACACUGUGUGGACCGGCAGUGUUGGAUUCUGUCAGUGCUCCAUGCUAGAGACGAGCCCUGGGACACGUCUGCUGGCCUUUGCUGGAGAACAAACAGAAGAGAUCAAGAUUAUUGAGCUACCCAAUAAGACCCUAGUCUGCACCCUGGUACCAGACACUAAGCUCGGGAUGGUCAUGUGUAUCAAACUGUGGCAGCCAGACUCGGGUCCCGGGCCUCUCCUGUUGGCUGGAUACGAGGACGGUUCCCUGUUGCUGUGGGACGUAACCCAGAGGUCCCAGCUGAGCCAAGCCAAAGCCCACCCUGAGCCCGUCAUGUGCCUGACCUUUGACACCGAGCGUCUGAGGGGCGUAUCGGGCUCUUCUGAGAAGAAGCUCUCUGCCUGGAAGCUGGACAGACAGAACAACCUGCAGCUCCAGGAAGGUGUGACGUUGGUCAACCCUGGGGUCUCCCAGCUUUGUAUCAGGGGGGACGGUAAGCUUCUGGCGUCGGCGGGCUGGGACCAUCGGGUACGGGUAUUUGGGUGGAAGAAACUGCGGCCGCUGGCAGUGCUUCAAUACCACUCUGACAUGGUGCUGAGUGUGGCCUUCUCUGACCACCAGGACCUCAGACAAAGACUGCUAGCUGCUGGAUCCAAGGACCAGCGGAUCAGCCUGUGGUCAGUAUAUAAUGAAGGAGCUGACACUGGCUGAGCCGCUGAGCUCUUGGGGGAUAUAUGGACUUUUAAUAAUACUUUCUACUGACUGACCGCCAAUUCAAUAAUAGUCCAGUGUUAUUUUUUUAAUGACUGGACAAAUGGACUGUGUAUAUUGUGUUUAGUUAUACUUGUCUCUUGUUGUGAUGUCACCAUCUAGCACCAAACAACAUUAACAGUUGAAAGCAGCGCCAAUAGAUAACAUUGGCUAAUUCAUUGAGUUAUUAUUCAUCAUGUCAUUAUGUUGCGCCGGUUUCCACCUUUUGACCCCCUGUCUCACCUGAGCUCUUAUGAGCAAGAAAGAUAUUGUAGUAAACCAAAUACAUUUACACUGCUCCAGCUCAGUUGUUUACAUUCCUAAAAAUUCUAGCACCUACAUGAAACCUGGCAACCUGGUGAGUAACGUGGUAAUAAUAAAAGUGAAGAACUGUGUCAUCAAGGCGUUGGUUACUGAUGUCUUCACAUUUUGUCAGUUUCAAUAUAAUUUCAAGCUUAUCCCACAUAACAAG
Plectropomus leopardus (leopard coralgrouper) is the source of this 1629-nucleotide messenger RNA. RefSeq names its product guanine nucleotide binding protein (G protein), beta polypeptide 1-like (gene gnb1l). Lineage: Eukaryota; Metazoa; Chordata; Actinopteri; Perciformes; Serranidae. Gene Ontology annotation, molecular function: protein binding. The record is from RefSeq and is a predicted model, not a curated record.